UUUGCCUUUUGCUAUAUCUGUAUCCGUAUGCGUGAGUACCUCCUGUUAAUAGCGUAUACCAUGCCGUGCCUCAGCUUGGAUGGACAAGCUGCCCCUUGCUCAAAUUUCCAAUUUCACAACAGCUUCAUCUAUUUAUUUCACGUCUCCAAUUGCCUGAUGCCUUACCUUACCUCAAGCCUUUCACGCUCCCUGAGGCUCCCUCGCCAAUCCCCAUCAAGGCCGGCAUCCUCGCAUAUUACAUUCUAUUGGGGGCCGCCUGGGGGAGAUGUCAAAUAAUCAAAAUUGAUCAAAAGGGAUGAGAACAAGCGCCAGCCCAGUCGGGAUUGGCAAGAACAACAAGGAGCAGAAAAUAUCCCGAAAUGCCUGGAGAUGAGAAGUCGGUACGUACCGUGAGCUGUAAAUAUCUGGGAGAGCUUGAGUUGGCCGGGGUCGCCAGGGUGUGCAUCCAAUGAGAGUGAUUUAAAUGCCAUGCAUGCGGCAGAGGGAGGAGACGAGACUAAAACGAGUGGAUACCGUCGCUGGUCU
This is a messenger RNA of Colletotrichum godetiae, 525 nucleotides long. RefSeq lists its product as uncharacterized. The transcript has a single exon. The coding region runs from base 28 to 276 and encodes 82 amino acids. Lineage: Eukaryota; Fungi; Ascomycota; Sordariomycetes; Glomerellales; Glomerellaceae. The record is from RefSeq and is a predicted model, not a curated record.